This is a messenger RNA of Gekko japonicus, 1771 nucleotides long. RefSeq names its product chromodomain-helicase-DNA-binding protein 1-like. NCBI's taxonomy places the organism in Eukaryota, Metazoa, Chordata, Lepidosauria, Squamata, Gekkonidae. Gene Ontology annotation, cellular component: nucleus. The record is from RefSeq and is a predicted model, not a curated record. Gene Ontology annotation, molecular function: nucleotide binding; DNA helicase activity. Gene Ontology annotation, biological process: DNA repair; chromatin remodeling.
GUGUUGAACCAGAGCCCUUUGCCAUUGGGGAUCAUCUAAUUGACGUCAGUGGGAAACUGAGCUUAUUGGACAAGCUUCUCUCAUUCCUGCAUGCUGGGUAUGUUGCAUUGCUAGUUUUUAGCCAAAUGCUAGAAGCAAAUAAUAAACAAUUUCCUUUCUUUAACUGCGAAGGGUACAGCUACGAGCGCCUGGAUGGCUCCGUCCGUGGCGAAGAGCGGCAUCUGGCCAUCAAGAACUUUGGCGCUCAGCCCGUCUUUGUCUUCCUCCUGAGCACCCGGGCAGGUGGAGUCGGCAUGAAUCUAACGGCGGCAGACACAGUGGUCUUUGUGGACAGUGACUUCAACCCACAGAACGACUUGCAGGCGUCCGCGAGAGCCCACAGGAUUGGCCAGGACAAGCCGGUAAAAAUAAUCCGCUUGAUCGGAGACACAGUGGAGGAAAUCAUCUUCAGGCGGGCCGUCUCGAAGCUGCAGCUCACCAGCAUCGUCAUCGAAGGGGGUCAGUUUGCACUCGGAGCCCAGAAGUCGCAGGGGGCAGCUGAGGAGCAGCUGAGUGAAAUUCUAAAAUUUGGUUUGGACCGACUGUUGUCCUUGGAUGGAAGCCCCCUCUGCGAUGUGGACCUGGGAUGUGUUCUCGGGGAAACACGAGGAGGAGAAUGGGUGAUGGAUCGUGUGCCACCACCCACAGAAGGAAAGGAAGACCAAGAAUCAGAAAGCCACAUGUACCUGUACGAAGGCAAAGACUACUCCAAGGACCCCAGCCGAGAAGAUCAGAAGGCCUUUGAGCAGUUGCUCGAUCUCCAGAAAACUCUGCUCGAAGAAGAAGGGAGAGCUCUCCGAAACAAAGCGAACAUUCUCGUCACUGGCAUUCCAGCAGGACCCAGUAAGAAAAACCGUAAGCUGGAUCCAGAAGAGCUGGAAGCUCGGCGUCAAAAACUCCAGGAGGCGGCAGCAAAGAAGGCCCAGCUGAAGGAAGAAAGGAGGCGGAAGAAGGCGGAAGCUGAGCACCAGAAGAAGAUGGCCUGGUGGGAAGCCAGCCAGUACAGAUCCAGUUGCCUUGAAUCAGAGGAGAGCAGUGAGGAGGAAGAGGAGGGGCAGAGGCCGGCGGUGGAUGUGGACUAUGCAGACCCAGAGCUGAGCGACAUCCAGUACGUCUUGGGCGAUGUCACCCACCCCCGGGCAGGAGAAGAGGACGCCAUCAUUGUGCACUGUGUGGACGACUCUGGGCGUUGGGGAAGAGGGGGCUUAUUCACGGCUUUGGAGAAUCGUUCUGACCAGCCAAGGAAAGUGUACGAGCUUGCCGGGAAGAUGGACGACUUGACGUUGGGAGGAACACUUUUAUUCCCUGUGGAUGACAAAGAGUCGAGAAACAAAGGCCAGGACUUGCUGGCUCUUGUCGUAGCCCAACACCGGGACCGUUCCAACAAUUUGUCCGGGAUUAAGCUCUCUGCUUUGGAAACAGGAUUAAAGAAGCUGUACCGGGCAGCCAAGGAAAGGGGUGCAAGCGUCCACCUUCCCCGCAUUGGCUAUGCCACCAAAGGCUUCAAUUGGUAUGGAACGGAGCGUCUCAUUCGAAAACACUUGGCCAGAAGAAGAAUCCCCACCUUUGUCUACUACUUCCCUCGGAAUAAAGCAUCGGCGUCUUCACAAGCCUUCACAUCGUCGGCACCAAAUCCAUAGCCCUGAAGAGAGUCUCCGCAGAACAAGCCUGUUUUCUUGUGCCUUUUGUGAACUGUUAAAAUGCAAUAAAAACUCCAGCGUGGAGAAUUUCU